Molecule: messenger RNA, 2240 nt
Organism: Purpureocillium takamizusanense
Lineage: Eukaryota; Fungi; Ascomycota; Sordariomycetes; Hypocreales; Ophiocordycipitaceae
Exons: 4
Coding region: 469-1683 (404 amino acids)
Biological process (GO): G protein-coupled receptor signaling pathway
Cellular component (GO): cytoplasm
Molecular function (GO): G-protein alpha-subunit binding; guanyl-nucleotide exchange factor activity
Source: RefSeq, a predicted model, not a curated record
GCACAUUAUAUUCUUCCCUUUCGUGACUGUGUCGCCGUCUCGUUUGUUCUGACCGCCGUGGAGGUGGUGGUAUUUUGCCGUGGGGCCUGCUACCCCAUCCAUCAUCCUCAUCAACCCCGUGUUCCAUAAUCUAAAUUGCCCAACAAGCCGCAUACGGCUUCUCGACAACGUGCCUACGUGCCUACCCGUACUGACAACCGACGUGGCCAUCUGUCUCAUCGGGGCUACCAUGGCAGGCCAAGCAACGUCAGGACCGGCAAAGCUCAAAGCCGUAAAGGAGCUCGUGAAUAAGCUCACGGAGGAUCUUGACAGCAUCACGUUGCUUCCGCCAGAACGCGACGAGGCACUCGAGCAGCUGAAAAUAUACGGUCGCGACCCCCGGGACGCCGAUCCCAUCUUCACCCAGCAUGUCCGUGAUGCAACCCGAUCGUGGGCACGCAAGAAGCUGAUACCGAGCAGGGAAUCACAAUGCUCCUCAAGCACGCGUUCUAUAGCCCGUCAACAAGUACCUCCAAAGCGGCUCUGAGGGUCUUGGCCAACGCCAUGCUUCUGAAGCCCGAGACGAGGCAGAUCUUUGUGGAGCAGGGUUUCGCCGAAAGAGCCUGCAAGGAACUCAAAGUAGACAACUGGGACAAUGAGUUUCUCGUAUCUCGAGUCCUUUUUCUUGCUACGUACGGCACGAAACUGAGCCUUGUCGACCUCAUCGAGCAGCACGGCCUUGCCGACAGCAUCAUCGACAAUCUGAACCGCCACGUCAAAGUCUUAUCAAACAAGCCGAAAACUAAGAUUGAUUCAAUGGAGGAAAUGGCCCUUGGAGAGACCUUGAAGCUCAUGUUCAACGUGUCUCACUUUUGCAAGGAAAAGGCGUCCCUUUUCACUUCGGCCGUCCCUCACAUUGUGGCGCUUUUGUGGAAACGAGAUGUACCAAAGGAGAAGCAGCUUGAGCCGCCCUUCGGACCCCUAGUCAACGCCCUGCUCAAUCUCGACCUAAAAGCCGACAAGAGUCAAACAGCACUGUACCCAAAGACGGAGCCGACCAGAGUGUGUGCCAGGCUGGUGGCUCUGCUGGACGGGUCGAUAAGGUCUUACCCAGACAGCGAGCUCGAAACGGUGGUAACACCUCUGGUCAGCUUGAUCAGCAAAAUAUACGGUGGCGCGCCAGACCCCGUGCAGCAAUACUUGCGGGACAGCCUUCUUCCGACAGCAAAGGAUCGAGAAGCUGUACUUGGCCGUGGCGAAACGCUGUCGGCCAAGCUGCUCACGAACUCGACAAACCCAAUGGCGCCGGCGCUUCGCGAGGCCAUCUCUCACCUCCUCUUUGACCUUUCAAGCAGGGACGCGUCCAAAUUCGUCGAAAACGUCGGUUAUGGCUUCGCAUCCGGGUUCCUUUUCCAGAAUAACGUGCCCGUGCCAGCAUCCGCGUCGGAGGCGUUCAGCACGGGAGACUCACGUGGGGCGCAGAAAACAGUGAACCCGAUAACGGGGCAAUUCCACGACAAGGAGAAGCACGUGGAAGGGCCAGAAAUGACCCAAGAGGAGAAGGAGCGAGAAGCGGAGCGGCUGUUUGUGCUUUUCGAACGGUUGAAGCGGGCAGGGAUCAACGUUCAGAAUCCAGUCGAGGCGGCCGUUCAAGAAGGCCGUUAUCGGGAGCUGGGUGAUGAUGAAGUAGAGGAGCUCGAUUGAUGUGAAUUGAGUGUCACAUUGCCUGGGCCACGUCACAGGCGGCGGCAGCCUGUUGGUGACAGACUCGGGCCACGGCUCGCAAAGCAUCUCCGGCGAGCGUUCAGAACGUGCUGGGCACCGGUUGAGGUGUAAAAUCAUCGGACUUUGCGAGAGGUGCCAACACAACACAUGUAAAUGUACUCUAAACUCAAACAUGAGAACACUACCGGACAGCGGGGUGGGGGCUCCCGGCAUCGCGACUGGAGGCUCAAGCAUGAAACGCAUGUUGUCUUGGUAGAUCGGCUAAGUAGCCCAUGUAAUAUCGCAGGCGAUAAAAGUCUUGAUGAAAGGAGCGAUGUUGGGCUGAGCGUUAGCUGGAAUACUUGGUCGGGGGCUAUGAGCAUCUGAGAUCUUGAAGUACGGAGGCCAAGCCGCUAUUCGUUGUGGCAGUUGCGACCGGCUGGCAUCCGUGCCAGUUCCUGCCGCCUGCUGCUCGCUGAACACAUGACCCUUAGUAUGUCUACUAAUGUGUCCCUCUACAAGCAAGCAAACUCUUAUCUUGUAAACCACCUCACCGC